AUGGCGUAAGUAUAUCACUCGGUCAUAGAUCGCUGAAUCGAAAUUUGCAGAAACAAAAAUCAAGCUCCGAAAAAAUCACCAAACACUAAGAACACCAAUGUCAAACGGAAAGGACGGGACCAGAAAGCGGAGAACACGGCGGCAACCGAAGAGAGGACGGCGAUAACUGCGAAGUCGAAAGUCGUGGCGGCGAGGAAAACUGCGAGCAAGGCGUCGGUGAACCUCGACAAGAAGAAAUCCGUCACGGAAAUGGGAACCGCGUUGAAAAAGAGCAAAUCGACCGUUUCGGUGGACAAAACUACGUGCGAUGAGAAAGAGAAACCGAAAAAGAAGGAGAAAUGGACGGGGGAGGAGGCGGCGGUCCUGUUCACGAAGAGUCUGGCAUCUGUGAACAUGCAGGCCGAGUACGAAGAAAUUCAGAAGAUGCCGGCGAACGUGGAGAGGUGCAAGAUCUGGCAGGCGAACACCGGACGCAAUCGUCACCAGGACUACAAGUGCUACGAUGACAGCCGAGUCAUCGUGCAGUUCUGCAAGAACGACUACAUCAACGGGACCAAAAUCAACGUGCCGAAUGUGAGAAAAUUGCUAAUGUGCUCGGUAAUCACCUAUAUCUUUCAGUUUGCUCCUCUGACCUACCUAGUCCAACUUCCAAAGCUCGAUGUCGUUGACGCGGUCGAGGAGUUCUGGCGUAUGGUGUUCCAGGAGCAGUGCCAGUCCCUUCACAUCAUCGCACGACCUGAUGAGCUCCAGAACCCGGGCAUUGAGAAGUUGUUCCGGCAGGAAACAGGCGCUUGGCUCUACGCAAACGGAUUCUUCAUCAACACUAGAAAAGUGGAGAAAAAGGACGCAGCGAAAGCGGAUCAAUUCGUCGUGGAGCUCCUCCCGGAGGGAUGCUCCAAUUCUCUCAUGUGCACUGUCUUCCUGCACGCCUAUUGGAAGCCGUUCACCGGACCGGAACGAUUCGCCGCGCAAAUCAGAGCCGCCCAGCAGAUUGCCAAGAACGAGAACGCCGGCUCGCCUAUUAUUCUGGCGUCUGUGCACGGAGCCGGACGGAAUGCCGCUCUCCUCUCGCUCGCCGUAAUCGUGGAUCAGUUGGGAAAAGGAAAAGAGCCGAAGGUGACGGACGAUUCUUUUGGUUGUUAAGUUCAUAGUCUUUCUUAAGAUAAACGACAUCGUGCGCACAAUCCGAGAGCAACGGCCGAUGUCCGUGGAUUCGUGGUCGCAGUACGUGUCCCUUUACCUGGCCACCAACUGGUUGAUCAAGGCGAAGAUGAGCUCGGGCCCGACAACGGACGAAGUGGUCACUCGAAUCAAGAAAUUCAAUGAAAAGGCGAUGCACAGCGUGCCUACCUCGACUAUGAAGCCGCCGACUGAAGAAAUCGCAAUCUAG
Messenger RNA from Caenorhabditis sp. 36 PRJEB53466, 1390 nucleotides. NCBI's taxonomy places the organism in Eukaryota, Metazoa, Nematoda, Chromadorea, Rhabditida, Rhabditidae. The record is from the annotation of a GenBank genome assembly.